Daphnia pulicaria is the source of this 2080-nucleotide messenger RNA. RefSeq names its product cytosolic purine 5'-nucleotidase-like (gene Nt5b). The transcript has 12 exons. The record is from RefSeq and is a predicted model, not a curated record. Lineage: Eukaryota; Metazoa; Arthropoda; Branchiopoda; Diplostraca; Daphniidae. Gene Ontology annotation, molecular function: 5'-nucleotidase activity. The coding region runs from base 48 to 1922 and encodes 624 amino acids.
AACAAGCAGCAAGCAGUCGCACUCGAGCUCCCGAGCAUCUAGAACGUAUGAUAGUCACGGUCGCGAUCCAUCGACGGAUCAUCAGUCUAUCAAGGUUUGCCAGUCAGUCGUUGUGGAGCACCAGUCGAGUGAGACUCCUCUGCAGCAGUUCAAAAGCUAUUCCACCACCUGUGUCGAUGGCGGACAGGAUUGCAGAAAUUCACGCCAAUGCAGUCGUGGAACGCGGGGAACGACGAGAUUCCGAGAUGGGAGAUGAUUGGGCCGAUACGUUCGUGGAUUCUACGCCCAAAUUCGAUCCCAGUACCUACAACAAGCGUGAAUUGGCACACAGAGUCUUCGUCAAUCGCAGCUUGCAUUUGGAGAAAAUCAAAUUCUAUGGAUUCGACAUGGACUACACCCUGGCAGAAUACAUUUCACCGGCUUACGAGAAAAUGGGAUUCGAUUUAUGCCGUGAUUACCUCGUCACAAUGGGAUACCCGCAGGAAAUUCAAGAGUUUGAGUAUGAUCCAUCCUUCGCUUUGAGAGGAUUGUGGUUCGAUACACUGUACGGAAAUCUUCUUAAAGUCGAUGCGUAUGGUAAUAUCUUGGUUUGCUCCAGAGGAUUUCAAUUUUUGAAACCGUCGGAAAUUUACGCACUAUAUCCCAACAAAUUCAUUCAACUCGACGAAUCACGUGUCUAUGUUCUCAAUACGCUUUUCAACUUGCCGGAAUGCUACUUGUUAGCCUGCCUAAUUGAUUACUUUAUGGGUCAAAGAGAAGCACAAAAUGACGCGACAUCGACCGGAAUCAAGCUAGGAGAUUUGUUCAUGUCGUACAAGUCCAUGUUUCAAGAUGUACGCACAGCUGUAGAUUACGUCCACCUUAAGGGAGAUUUGAAACGUUUGACGGUUGAAAAUCUUUCGAAAUUCGUUCAACGUGACGACCGCCUGCCAACCUUACUCGUUCGACUCAGGGCAAACGGUGCCAAGGUCUUCCUCUUGACCAAUUCUGAUUACAAUUACACGGACAAAAUCAUGAAAUACAUUCUGGAACCGCUGGAAAAAACUGAAGUUAGCCGUGAUUGGUCGACUUACUUUGAUUACAUCGUGAUUGAUGCCAAAAAGCCUCUCUUCUUCGGCGAAGGAACCGUUCUUCGACAGGUUAAUACCACAACAGGAGCUCUGAAAAUCGGCACUCACUUGGGUCCUUUGAAGCCGGGCCAAGUGUAUUCAGGAGGUUCGUGUGAGGUUUUCACUGAUCUGAUCGGUGCCAAAGGAAAAGACGUGCUCUAUUGUGGUGAUCACAUCUUUGGUGACAUUUUGAAAUCGAAAAAAAUCCGGGGCUGGCGGACCUUUUUAGUCAUCCCAGAGUUGGUCCAGGAGUUGCACGUCUGGACAGAUAAAUGCCAGCUGUACACCCGUCUUCAGAAUCUGGAUAUCAGUCUGGGAAAUCUUUACAAAAACCUUGAUAGCUCCGCCCAAGUCAAACCCGACAUCAGUAAAGUUCGCAUGGCCAUGCGUGAAGUGACACACGAAAUGGAUUUAGCCUACGGAAUCAUGGGCAGUCUCUUCCGUUCAGGAUCUCGCCAGACUUUCUUUUCGUCGCAAGUCGUCCGUUAUGCGGACAUUUACGCUGCUACUGUGCUCAAUCUUCUUUAUUACCCGUUCAGUUACAUGUUCCGUGCGCCGGCUAUGCUCAUGCCUCACGAAUCCACUGUGGCUCACGAACAACGUCUGGUCGUUGAAAAUCCUGAAAAGUACUUCCGCUCGCGCCAAGGAUCGCUUACUCCAAGCUCGACUAUCGAUGAGAUACCUGCAUUGCCAAGACCAAAGAUGGAACGAACUGCAAGCAACGUGCCCCAUGUCAGGGCUGAAACGCCAAGAAAAGUCACGCACAAUCACGACGAAGAUGAUUCGGAAGAAGAAAGCGAAAAAUCGUCUUAGAUCCGUUAUUUACCAAUCUGUAAUUCGAAAUUUUGUUUGAAUAAGCAGAAUGCUUUAAUCAAGCGCAUUCAAAAUCUAAAUUUAAUCUUGAGUUGAAUGUUUAACUUUUUUUCCAAUUAGCUCUUAAAUAAUUCUUUAAUAGAUGAGCUGGCUUCCAA